Messenger RNA from Odobenus rosmarus divergens (Pacific walrus), 1516 nucleotides. It is a transcript of the gene C1RL, whose product is annotated as complement component 1, r subcomponent-like. Gene Ontology annotation, cellular component: blood microparticle. Bases 38 to 1516 code for a protein of 492 amino acids. The transcript is spliced from 6 exons. Gene Ontology annotation, molecular function: serine-type endopeptidase activity. Gene Ontology annotation, biological process: zymogen activation. Lineage: Eukaryota; Metazoa; Chordata; Mammalia; Carnivora; Odobenidae. The record is from RefSeq and is a predicted model, not a curated record.
UUCCCUGGCGUGGGGCACGUCCUCUCGCUGGUCCCAGAUGUCCAGUACCAGAUGCCUGGUCUCAGAGUGGGGAAAUAACCACUGGAGAAGCCCCCACUCCACAAGCUGCCCAGGCAAGAUGUGGUGGCUACUCCUCUGGGGAGUCCUCCAGGUUUGCCCCACGCAGGGCUCUGUGCUCUUGGCCCAACAGCUACCGCAGCAGCUGACAUCCCCCGGGUAUCCGGAGCCAUAUCUCAAAGGCCAAGAGAACUCCACUGACAUCGAGGCUCCAGAGGGCUUUGCCGUGAGGCUUGUCUUCCAGGACUUCGACCUGGAGCCGUCCCAGGACUGUGAGCAGGACUCCGUCACAGUGAGCUUCACCAGUGGGAUGGAUCCAAGUCGGUUCUGUGGGCAGCAGGGAUCCCCGCUGGGCAGCCCCCCUGGUCAGAAGGAGUUUGUGUCCCUGGGGAACCGAUUGCGGCUGACUUUCCGAGCACCUGCCUCCUCUCAGGACAGGACCACUGGCCUCCACAAGGGCUUCCUGGCCUUCUACCAAGCCGUGGGUGUGAACCACAGUCAGCCCAUCAGCCCGGCCAGGGAAGCCUCUGAGGCCACCAGCACACCUGGAGACAACCCCUCCAAGAUCCAGAGCCACUGCCAGGAGCCCUAUUAUCAGGCCGUGCCAGCAGGGACACUCACCUGCACACCCCAGGGCCCCUGGAAGGAGACGCAAGACAGGGAGGAGCUUCCUCACUGCAUACCGGUCUGUGGCCGGCCGGUCACCCCCAUCGCCCAGAACCAGGAGGCCCUGGGUUCCUCCAGAGCCAAGUUGGGCAACUUCCCCUGGCAAGCUUUCACCAAUAUCUACGGCCGCGGGGGCGGGGCCCUGCUGGGCGACAGGUGGAUCCUCACGGCCGCCCACACCAUCUAUCCCAAGGACGGCAUCUUUCUCGGGAAGAACCGGAGCGUGGAUGUGUUCCUGGGCCACACAAGCAUAGACGAGAUGUUGCGGCUGGGGAGCCACCCUGUGCGCCGCGUGGUGGUGCACCCGGACUACCGCCAGCACGAGUCCCGCAGCUUCGACGGGGACAUCGCGCUCCUGGAGCUGCGGCGCAGCGUGCGGCUGGGCCCCAGCCUGCUCCCGGUCUGUCUGCCCGAGCGCCAGGCCCUCUACCGCAGCGGCGUGUGGGGCUACGUCAGUGGCUUCGGAGUGGACAGGGGCUGGUUAACCACCCAGCUGAAAUACUCCAGGCUGCCCGUGGCCCCGCGCGCCGCCUGCCAGGCCUGGCUCCAAGAGAAGCAGAGGUCUGAGGUGUUUUCUGCCAACAUGUUCUGUGCUGGGGAUAAGAUGAGGCAGCAGAAUGUCUGCCAGGGGGACAGCGGUGGCGUCUAUGUGGUAUGGGAUGAGCGCGCCCAUCACUGGGUGGCCACGGGCAUAGUCUCCUGGGGCGUGGGCUGUGGCCAGGGCUAUGGCUUCUACACCAAAGUGCUCAACUACCUGGACUGGAUCAAGGGAGUGAUGGAGGGGAAGGACUGA